GAUAGUCCUCAAAAUCCAAAUCCCCAUCUUCAGUCAACAGUGAUCAAAAGAUCAUCCAUCCAUGGAGGUAGAUAGUCCACUUCAUGAUUUCUUCAAAGCAAGAACACAAGUAUGGAAACACAUGCUCGUCUUCAUGGACUCGAUGUGUCUCAGAUGCGCCAUCGAGCUCGGCGUGCCAGACGCUAUCCACAACCACGACGGUCCCAUGACACUCUCCGAGCUCGUCCAAGCACUACCCAUGGCCACAACUCGAGCUCCAUUUCUCCGGCGCAUCAUGCGUGUUCUCGUAAACUCUGGUUUCUUUUCCAUUAAAGGAAAUGAAUCAGAUGGUAGCAAUGAAGAGGAGGUGUACUAUGACUUGACUGCCACCUCUAAACUGCUCGUCACUGGAAGCACAAACUCUUUAGCACCUCUUGUUCUUUUUGUAACAGGCUCGGAUGUGGGGAUGGCUGGAUUUGCCAUGAGUACAUGGAUCAAAGCUAGUGAUGAUGAUGAUAAGAAUGAGACACCAUUUCAUGUGGCUCACGAUGGGAAGGGUUUGUUUGAGUUUGCAAGUGAGAGGCCUGAGUUCAAUUCUUUGGUCAAUGAGGCCAUGGCUUGUGAUAACAGAGUGUUUAUCGGAGAAGUGGUGAAGAACUGGGGUGAUGUGCUCUUUGGUGGUCUCCGGUCACUGGUGGAUGUGGGUGGUGGCACUGGACUCGCUGCGGCGGUGAUAGCGGGAGCCUUCCCGGAGAUGAAGUGCUCUGUUCUUGAACUGGAUCAUGUGGUGGAUGUGCAACCGGAGAAUGAAUUGGUUGAGUUUGUAAGGGGUGAUAUGUUUGUUCAGAUCCCUCAAGCAGAUGCUUUUCUACUCGAGCGGGUCUUACACGACUGGAAUGACAAAGAUUGUGUUAAAUUAUUGAGAAAUUGUAAAAACUCAUUCUCUUGGGAAGGAAACAAGAAGAAGGUAAUUAUCAUUGAUACAAUAGUACGAUCUAACUCAAAUGAUCAUGGUACUAUGCAAGCACAUUAUCUUUUGGAUACAUUUAUGUUGGCAAUAUGUCCUGGGAAAGAGAGAAAUGAAAUGGAGUGGAAGGCAAUAUUUGAUGAAGCAGGGUUUUCAGGGUUUAAUAUGGUGGGUGAAUUAGGUAUUCACUCCAUCAUUGAAGUCUAUCCUUGAUUAUGUUUCAUAAAGCUUUUAUUGUUGUAGUCAAAUAAACCUUAUGUUUCUCAUUCACUCCACUGAUAAAGUUUGUUAUUAAUUGUGAUUUAUGAA
Dioscorea cayenensis subsp. rotundata (Guinea yam) is the source of this 1255-nucleotide messenger RNA. RefSeq names its product trans-resveratrol di-O-methyltransferase-like. Gene Ontology annotation, biological process: methylation. Gene Ontology annotation, molecular function: S-adenosylmethionine-dependent methyltransferase activity; O-methyltransferase activity; protein dimerization activity. NCBI's taxonomy places the organism in Eukaryota, Viridiplantae, Streptophyta, Magnoliopsida, Dioscoreales, Dioscoreaceae. The transcript is spliced from 2 exons. The record is from RefSeq and is a predicted model, not a curated record. Bases 62 to 1159 code for a protein of 365 amino acids.